AUGAGCUCGCCAAAUUACCGUCCCAGUCCGGUCCGCCGGCCCUCCCUCCUCUCUCUCGAUGACAACCAUCACCACUAUCCGCUGGCUACUCGAACCGGUACUCUAGCCUCACUCAUCCGCAGCCGGUCCCAGCAGAGCUUGGUGGGCUCUUGGCCUCCUCCUCCUCCGUCCCAUCGCCAUGGCAGUGACGAUGAAGAAGCCGGUCUGUGGAUGCGUCACGACGAAGACGAUGCCAUUGAACGCCUGCUCAAGGAUGAAAAUCGUCUAAGUCAGAUUCUCAAGGGUCCGUUGGCCAGGAGCAUGAACCUUAUUGGUAAAAGCAAUCCACGAUAUCGGUGGGAGCGUUACUGGAAACAUGAGGAUGAGUUGAAGACCAUGAAGAAACCCAUACGAGAAUACUAUGAGCGAACAAAUGAACUCAUUGAGCAAUACAUGUACAUUGACUGUCUGUUAGACUCGUCAAUCCCCCACGACUUACUCAACGAGUACAAUGCCGAGCUUGAAGCAUCUGCCUUUAAGCCCAUAGACGUUCCAGCCACCAUCACCGAAGAACCCAAUACUUCUCAAUUCUUCUCCGCUUCCGCGUCAUUAUCAGCCUCUCUCUCGGCAUCCUUGGACCACCACCAGCAGAUUUCCGGUUCUUACGGCACCAUCAACGGACACGGAAAUGGCAAUGUAAGCAGUUCCCCCAUCGACGACAACACUAAGCAAGUGGCGUUGCCGCAAAAGCGAACACCAAAGGACAUCUUUCGGUCUUCUGAAAAUCUGCCCUUAUUGAGACAUCACCACGAUGACAGCGAGGACGAGGAGCAGUCUACUCAUGCUCCCGUCACAUCCAACUCGAGCGAUUCUGGUCCGCGACCGAAUCUCCCCUGGCUUGAAGACGCCGACAUUGACAGCGACGAUCCCAUUGUCACCCUCGCCAUCUGGGUGAACAUGGUUGCCAACAUUAUCCUUCUGGUUGGAAAAGUCGUCGUCAUUAUAUCCGUACCUUCCAUGUCCGUUCUCGCCAGUUUGGUCGACGCCGUUCUCGACUUUCUCAGCACGGCCAUUGUGUGGACAACAACACGGCUCAUCUCGGCAGGGCAACAAGACCAGCAUCAUUAUCCCGUAGGACGUCGUCGUUUGGAACCCGUCGGAGUGCUAGUCUUCUCCGUCAUCAUGGUCACAUCCUUUGUUCAAGUCGGUCUCGAAUGUAUUCAACGCUUAGCCAAUCCCGAACACGAGAUUCUUCAGCUCGGCACUCCCGCUAUCAUCAUCAUGAUCGUCACCAUUGUCAUCAAAGGCGGAUGCUGGAUCUGGUGUAGAUUGGUUAAAAACUCUAGCGUCCGAGCCCUAGCCGAAGACGCAAAGACCGACGUCAUUUUCAACAUUGGCUCCAUCUUCUUCCCCAUUGUCGGCUUCUACGGACGAGUUUGGUGGCUCGACGCCGCAGGAGGUCUCCUCCUCUCCCUGGUCGUGAUUCUCACAUGGAGCCAAACAUCCGCCCAUCAUGUGCGCAACCUCACCGGUUUCUCGGCGCAGCCUGAUGAGCGCAAUCUCCUUCUCUACCUUACCAUGCGCUUCGCAACUGCAAUCCGACAGAUCCAGAAUCUGCGCGCCUACCACGCUGGCGAUAAGCUGUUUGUUGAAGUGGAUAUUGUCUUGUCGGCAGUUACGCCGCUCAAGGAUAGCCACGACUUGAGUGAAGUGUUGACUUAUUUCCUGGAGUCGGUGCCUAUUGUGGAUAGGGCCUUUGUGCACGUGGACUAUACGAGCUACAAUGCUCCAACACAUAUGCUUAAACAGAGCCCUGCGUAG
Pochonia chlamydosporia 170 is the source of this 1800-nucleotide messenger RNA. Its product is annotated as cation diffusion facilitator 10. Lineage: Eukaryota; Fungi; Ascomycota; Sordariomycetes; Hypocreales; Clavicipitaceae. Gene Ontology annotation, molecular function: monoatomic cation transmembrane transporter activity. The transcript has 5 exons. Gene Ontology annotation, biological process: transmembrane transport; monoatomic cation transport. The record is from RefSeq and is a predicted model, not a curated record. Gene Ontology annotation, cellular component: membrane. The coding region runs from base 1 to 1800 and encodes 599 amino acids.